CACUGCUGUUCUCAGUCAACGCCGGUCCACAGUCGAAGCGGAAUAAGUCGAGUUGGCCCGAGUGCAGGGCUUGUUGCAGACGACAUUUCAUUCUUGUUACGUGAGGUGGGAGAUUUAAUACAGGGAUUUGUUUCAACAUGGAUAUCUUCGCCCCCUUUGCAGCCUUGUUUUUUAUGAAUGCACUGCUAUGCUGCCAUUGUCAACUGACACUGAAAACGACCAUAAAUAUGAUGAAUAUCCGCGGUCAUGUAACCUUCAUGCAAUCAGCUGUGGGUCAAGAUACGACUGUGACCUUCAACUUGACCGGCAUUAGCGGUAGCGUGCAGUGGGAGCUGAGGCAGUCUUGGGUGGACCUGACAGUGAGAGACAAGUGUACGGACAUGGCUGUCGGCACCAGGGUCCCUGAUAUUGGAUCAACCAUAUCUACAGGCCAAGAGACAAUGACCAUAACAAACAGCGUCGUUCCCGAUCUGGCCAUCUUAUUGGGUCGCUCCCUUCUCCUGACUAAAGGCGGCGAGAAGGCGUGUGGAACUCUGGUGAAGCCGACCUCCAUGUACACGACAGCCUUCGCCCAACUACAGGGGCCCGUAAUCGGGGCUGUCUGGUUCCGCCAAGGUGAGCUGGGGAUGAUGACCGAGAUUCUGGCAGACCUCUUUCAACCAGCUUCAGCAGCCUCUAGCUACACGUGGAAGAUUUACUCAGGGAAGGCACCCGAUUGCAAAAGUCUGACUUCACUCUAUGACCCUGCUGUAAAAUCUGCUGGGGCGUGUUCGAUUCAAAACCCACGCGCAUGCGCAGUCGGUAAUCUGAACGGGAAGCAGGGCAAGGUGAUGGUUGGAGCCACGGCAGGGUCAGCCCGAAAGUUUCUCCAUGAUAUCAAUCUGCCGCUGUCAGGAGACGCGAGCAUCACAGACAACACACUCGUGAUCCUUGAUGAUGAUAAUACUAUUGUUUCCUGUGGGAUGAUCAAUACCGUUAAAGAGAAACACGCUUCGGCUAUGUUUAACAAAGGCAGAGUAGUAGGAAGUGUCCUUUUUAAACAAGCAUCGCCUUUCGAUGUGACAAACAUUCAUGUCAGUCUGGCGAGAUUGGCCAGUAAAGCAGGUGGGUACCACGUCCACCUGUAUCCUGUACCCUACCAAUACACAGCCAACCAGGCACUAUGUUCUCCAGAGGCUGUAGGUGGACACUGGAACCCUCUUGGUAUGCCUUUCCCUGCAAAUGGUUCCACUACAGAUCGCUUCGAGGUCGGUGACAUCAGCGGCAAGUUUGGAAGUCUUGCUGGUAAGGAUUCAUACUAUAAUUCAAUGAAAGACUAUAAUAUGCCAAUGUUCGGGCCGUACAGCAUCGUUGGACGAUCGGUUGUCAUUCACCAAAGUACUGCAGGCGCGCCCAGAUGGAUAUGUGCCAAUAUAAACGACGUAAGCCCAAGAUCUGUCGCUAUUGCCACUUUCAAAUUUCCGAUCAUUGGAAAAAUCAUGUUCAGUCAGUCAAUGGAUGACCCCAUGUCGGACACGUGGAUAUUCGGCGAGCUCAACUAUGCAGAUGGAACUGCCAACCCCAGCACGGGCCACAGAUGGAGCCUUCAUGAGAACAAGGUCGGCGAUGACGCGAUGAAGACAAGCGGUCGGUGCGCAUCCGUAGGCCCAAUCAGCAACCCGUUCAGAGUGAACAUGUCGGGAGAAUACGACUCUCAGUGUAAAAUGUCGAACCCGUUGCGUUGUCCUGUGGGAGCUAUGGCAAAGUUAACAGAUACCCUCAAAAUCAGGCUACCGAGUGGCGCCCCAUCCAGGUUCUUCUUUACGUCUAGAAAUGUGCCUCUUAGUGGACCUCCUGGUGUCGUAGGAAAAUCAAUGUUGAUUCGUUCCAAGGACAAUGGAGAAACUCCUCUAGCCUGUGCUGAUGUGAUUCAUUUGAGGACUCGAUACGCUACCGUGGACACCUGGGUCCAAAACGUGACUGGGUUCAUCAACUUUACCCAAAAGCAAGCUGACACUAAUCAUAAUACUGAGGUUUCAAUUGACAUCGAGAAUCUUGGCCAGGAGGCUGGCGGCUACCAUAUCCAUGAGUUCCCGGUACCGCCCAGUAGCAAGAGUCCCUGUUCGGGUGCUAGCGUGGCGGGGCACUACAAUCCAUUUAAAGUUAUCAAAGCUGAUGGUCCUGCCCCUGCAAAUGGAACUUAUGACCAAUAUGAGAUCGGAGACCUGAGCGGCAAGUAUGGCAUGCUGGAUAACGAAUCGACGAAGAAAAUAAAUAAAUAUGAUAAUAUGAUCAACUUGUUUGGACAGUACAGCGUUGUUGGAAGGUCUGUCGUCAUACACAAGAUGGUUGGCGGUGCUCGCUGGACCUGCGGCAAUAUCGUGGAGGAUGUGUCGAAGACAGGCGGCAUUAAGCACAUGGCGAAAGCUGUGUUCACAGCCAAAGACUCGGAUGUCAGUGGACAUGUCACUUUUACCCAGUACGUGUACGCCGAUGGUAGCAUGAGCGACGCCACCAUCUUUGUUUAUCUUGUAUACCCCGACGGCAGAAAUACAUUGGGACACAUGAUGGCCAUUGGCAGCCGUCCGGCAUGGCGCGACCGGAAGUCAAGCAGCAAACGAUGUGACAGCGCAGGCGCCAAGUUCAACCCUUUCCUCGUCAACACCAAUACGGGAUAUUCGGAGUGUUCCGUGUCAAAUCCUCUGCGGUGUGAAGCCGGCGACCUGUCAGGCAGACUUGGGCAUUGCAGUGUUGGUGAAAAGAAGUUCUACACGGACAUCAAUCUGUCAUUGUUUGGGAAAUAUUCAGUGGUGGGACAUUCUUUUGUGCUGUACGGGCCUGAUGGAGCAAUGAACCGGAUCGCAUGCGCCAACAUCCUGCCAGUGUCCGCCGCACAAUCAACCGUAAUCAUCCAGAAACUCUCCACAACAUCAACCCUUGAGAUCGCUCGCACAUACGCUCGGGCUUUGGGUACGAAUGAAUGGAACGUCGCGGUGUCUGGAGACGACACCAAAGGAGAUGGCUGCGUAUCAGUGGUCGUCCACUUCAUUGGCAGCGGAUCUAGCGGGUUGCAAGCUCGAUUUAACCAGAUGGUUGCGCAAGGAGGCAAUGGAAAAAUGGGGGCUUUCAGUCCUGUAACGUGCUCAGCGGAUAAAAUCAGUGUUUCCCUCCUGUUCGUGAGCAUGUUGCUAUUGUGCAAGAAGAUUCUGUUAUGACUGUAAUAUACCCAUAUGUUCAAAAAUGCAAAAUUCACUUAAAAGGACAAUGAUUUAUGAGUUAAAUUUGAAUAGGAUCUAAGAUUUCAAUUUAUGCAAAAAAAAUUGGUUAGUAGAAGCCAGGUAUCUGUCCUUGUAACAAGGGGGGCAAGACUAUUUCUUUGGGUCAAUCAUCAGCUAAGAUGUCUCUAAAAUGAAGGCUAGAGAGCCCUCGUUUUAAGGUAUUUUGGGAGUCAUAAUCGGGCUUUUUAUGUUCGUGACUCUUAAGGUUCUAUUUCAUUAUAUGUUUACCAUUGCAUAAAUUCCUAUACAUUAGGUUGGUUCGAAUCCCGUUCGCCCCGAUUAUGUUUCUAGGUUUGUCAGCACCAUCCCCGUUCACGUAGGUUUCACCAAAGUGGUAAACGUCUAAGACCUGAAUGACUUUGGGCUUUCCUCCCACAUUAAGGGACACUGGAAUGAUGUUCAAAACGGCUUUAAACCAACUCACUGACCCACUCCCUCCAAGUGUCUGCCUUUGUUUUAUUCAGGUACAGACACUCCCAUGUUGAACGUUGUUAUCUGAGGGAAUUUUGUGGCAGUGUUGAAAUCCAUGUUUGUGUGUCACUGUCCAUGUUGGAAGAACGUGGUAGUCUUUUAACCUGGUGAACGCCGUGUGUUUUGUGAUUCUCGCAUUGUUUUGCGAUGUUUCGUGGUGUUUUUUUAUUCUCGCGAUGUUUUGUUAUGCCCCGUGGUUCACUCUGUUUUGUGCAAAACAUUAGAUGUUUAACCCAAACAUGAUAUGACGUAGGAACCAGUUGUGGGUUUACGCACAGAGAAAUAGCAUUUACUGUUUGAUACAAGCUGUCAUUUCCAUAAGAUAUAGCUGUUACCUGUGGACGUCCAGGCUUGCACAUAACAGCAGGAUCUUUGUUUGUGCAAUAAUCACACAUUCCUGAAUCAAGUGUUCUCACGACAUCUCGAAUAUGUUUUUAUUACAUGUAGCCACAUAAAGCCCCAAAUAGAUUUUUUACCUUUAUAUUAUUGAAAUACAGAUGACAAGAAACAGGAAUCGCACCGAAACGCACAGACAGACAGACAAACAGACAUACGCACACACACACAAUUACUGAGACACAGGGCCCGGCGCUUUGGCGUAUCAAAUAUAGGGGAAUUGUCGGGAAACAAAUGCUUAUAUAUUGAAGUAGUGGUUCAAGUAAUGAAGUAGUAUCUCAAAAGUGCUUACAACAUAACAAUUGCAAUGUGUAGAGCACCACUCAUAACCAAAACUAAUCUACGCAACCUUGCCAACUGUUGUCAAAAUAGAGGUAAAUGGGAGAAGGAAACAUGUUUUGUAGCGAUCUAGGUUACUGGGCUUGUAGUGAAGGUUUGCAUUCUCGAACCUGCUACCUCGAAGUGUCUCGAAUCAUGCAGCAUGAAUCGAGAAAUGUCCACAAACUCCUCACAGCGGAACUCUAUACACAAAUAGGGUAACGUAUCAAGCGCUGGGACGGAGCGUGGACUGUUAACAACUAAGGGAGGUCACUCUUUUUUACGACAUGCCAUGGGUGUAUCACCAAGGUCAAAACAUUUGUCAUUUUAUGAGCAACUCAAUACGCUGCUACUAACACUCAUCAGCAAUAAACCCACAAUAAUGCAUUGCCACACAACAUAUGUAUAAUUAUGUUAACUAAUGUUUGUUUUGUUUUUGCUGUACUUAUUUCUAAUUACGAAUUUAGCAACGCCCAUUUUCAUUUGUCAUACUCUGAUUUGAUCUCCUACAUAAUUCUCCAUGUAACUAUGUGGCUUAUCAGAUCAAAUCGGUUUUAUGUAUUGGGUUGUAAUCUGCUUGGUCAGCAAAUUAUCUUCAUCAUAUAUGCAUACUUGUGUGAACCGACUAUUAAUCAUGUUUACAAAUAACAUUGUUUUACGUUUUAAGUGCUCAAAGAAUAAUAUUUGUCAGCUAAACAUGCCUCACGAAUAUUGAUCAUAUUUCCGUUUAUUUUCAGUAUUGUGUCCAAUAUCGUGUGGGCGUUUUGUUUAGUUUUCAUAUAUUCCUGUAAAUAGUCACGUCAUCUGUAUAGGAAUGUUUUUUCACAGCAAAUACAUAUUUUUUAACUCA
Messenger RNA from Haliotis rufescens (red abalone), 5292 nucleotides. RefSeq lists its product as uncharacterized. NCBI's taxonomy places the organism in Eukaryota, Metazoa, Mollusca, Gastropoda, Lepetellida, Haliotidae. The record is from RefSeq and is a predicted model, not a curated record. The transcript has 11 exons. Gene Ontology annotation, molecular function: metal ion binding. Gene Ontology annotation, biological process: superoxide metabolic process. The coding region runs from base 138 to 3194 and encodes 1018 amino acids.